AGCCCCACGACGGAGCCGAUAAGGUGCAGGAGCAUGGUGGGACUCAUCCUGUGCCUCGGCCAGCCGUGGCUGCGGGCCAGGAGCAAGCUGGCUCGCCAGCAAGGAGCAAUGCUGCCCAACCUGUUCCUCCAGGCUCCAGGUUGCUGUUCCCAGCCGGAGCGCAGGGCACGGCGGAAGGCAGGCAGAAGAGGAAGGGCAGCUGGCACAACAGCAGGGAUGCUGAUGGGACCCAGGCGUGCUGGCCCCAAACCAGGAGUGUGACCCCCCACCCCCGUUCCCAGCACCCAUUUGUGGGGUCAGCUCAGUUCGGAGGGUGCUGGGUGCCCGGCUGAGGGUGUUGAGCACCCCUGGGGUGCCUACAGAGGUGCAGCACUGCUGGCAUUCAGUCUUAAUUCACCUGCCCUGGAGUGGAUCCCCGUAAAACAGAGGCAGUGAAGGCUGGCAGGGGAGGCUGGGGAACCAGGCGCAGGAUGGACCUUCCGUGACUUCCUCCCACCAGGAAAUUCCUACCUUAAAAAAGCCCAUUUUUGUCCCCAAAUAUUGCAAAAAAAAAAAAAAAACAACAAAAAAACAGUAGGAGCAGCCCGGUGCCCUGCAGCGCCCAGCUGUGGGGUCAUGGGGGAGCCGUGCCUGGCGGGCACUGGGGACCAGUUUGGGGGCUGGCCGACGGGGUCAGCCCUGCCUUCCUGGAAGGCGGCCUUUGAAACCGUCCAGCAUUUCCUCAAAGGCUUCUUGGGGGAAAGUCCCGUUCCUGUGGCCGGGGCUGCCGCACCGCCCGCCGCCUCCAUAAAGCCUCGGGCAGGCGUGGGCAGGCGGGCGCAGGGACGCUGCACCAUGGGCAACUGGCUGGUCAACCACUGGUUCUCGGCCGCCGUCCUUGCGGCCUGGCUGGGCAUCAACAUCUUCCUCUUCACGUACUACUUUCUGUUCUUUGACCGGGACGAGCGGUAUUUUUACACCAGGGCCAUCCUCGGGGUAAGAUGCUCCCUUGAAACGCCCUGCCUGCCUGGCCAUGUGUGUCCCUCGGAGCCCUCCUGCAGUGGGUCUGCCCUGUCGUGGGCACGAGCCUCAGCCAAGUGCCUCAACUUCAACAGCAUGCUGAUCCUGCUGCCCGUCUGCCGCAACCUCCUCUCCUUCCUCCGCGGGACUUGCUCGUGCUGCAGACGGACGCUGCGGAAGCAGCUGGACCACAACCUCACCUUCCACAAGCUGGUGGCCUACGCGCUGGCCCUGCUCACAGCCGUGCACACCAUCGCCCACCUCUUCAACCUGGAGCGCUACAACCGCAGCCAGCAAGCCGCCGACGGCAGCCUCCCCGCCGUCCUCUCCAAGAUGCACCUGCAGGGCAGCGACAAGUGGCUGAACCCCAUCCACUCCAACCGGACGACUGUCGAGUACGUGGCCUUCACCACCAUCCCGGGGCUGACGGGGGUCAUCAUCACGCUGGCGCUCAUCCUCAUGGUCACCUCCUCCACCGAGUUCAUCCGCAGGAACUACUUCGAGGUCUUCUGGUACACGCACCACCUCUUCCUCAUCUACUUCGCCGGCCUCGUCAUCCACGGCAUCGCCAGGCUGGUGCGUGGGCAGACGGAGGAGAGCAUGGAGGAGGUGCACCCCCACCGCUGCGCCCCGUAUCUCCCGCAGAAGGACGAGGACUGCAGCCACGACUGCUGCAAAGAGCCUGAGUUCGGGAGCAUCCCCGCCGAGUCCUGGAAGUGGGUUCUGGCCCCUGUCCUCCUCUACAUCUUCGAGAGGAUCCUCCGGGUCUGGCGUGCGCGGCAGAAGGUGGUUGUCACCAAGGUGGUCAUGCACCCUGCCCGUGUGCUGGAGCUGCAGAUGCAGAAGAAGGGCUUCCGCAUGGAGGUGGGGCAGUACAUCUUCGUCAACUGCCCCGCCAUCUCCCUGCUGGAGUGGCACCCUUUCACCCUCACCUCGGCGCCUGAGGAGGACUUCUUCUCCAUCCAUAUCCGGGCGGCCGGUGACUGGACGGAGCGUCUCAUCGACACCUUCCAGCAACGGAAGCCAGAGACGCCCAGGAUCGAGGUGGAUGGCCCCUUCGGCACAGCCAGCGAAGAUGUGUUCCAGUACGACGUGGCCAUGCUGGUGGGAGCGGGCAUUGGCGUCACCCCCUUCGCCUCCAUCCUGAAGUCCAUCUGGUACAAGUUCCAGCAGGCUGACCAGACCCUCAAGACCAAGAAGAUCUAUUUCUACUGGCUCUGCCGCGACACGGGAGCCUUCGCCUGGUUCAAUGACCUGCUUGCCUCGCUGGAGCAGAAGAUGGCCGAGUCGGGCAAGGCGGACUUUCUCACCUACCGGCUCUUCCUCACCGGCUGGGACACCAGCAUCGCCAACAACGUGGCACUCCGUUUCGACACCGCGACGGACACGGUGACGGGCCUCAGGCACAAAACCAGCUUUGGGCGGCCCAUGUGGAACAGCGAGUUUGCGGCGGUGGCUGCAGCCCACCCCAGGUCAGUGGUUGGCGUGUUCCUCUGCGGGCCAGGGGCCUUGGCAAAGAGCCUGCAGAAGUUUUGCCACCAGCAUUCCAGCCUGGACCCCAGGAAGGUCAAAUUCUAUUUCAACAAGGAGAACUUCUAAGCAGAAGCCAGGCUGGGACCCCAGUGCACAGGGGACCCUGCUGGUCUUGCCUCACCCCCCGUGGCAGAGGUCGUGGAGGCCAGGGAUAAGCAUCUGCUGAGGAGUUGCAUGCACUGAAGCCCAGCAAGGUCCUCCCCUUCUCCAUGAGAAACUCCAGGUUCAAAGACUGCUGCCUUCUCAACCCGAUCUACAAGGGAUCCUUGUGGGGGGAGCGGGCCUGCAGCUCCACACGGCCCCCCCGCCGAGAAACCAGAGGCACGUGCUGCUAGGAUGCUGCUGCAGCAGCGGGAAGCAGCGGGCAAGCCCAGUGGGCUGGGCAGACCUGGAGGAUGGGGCCAGGCCGUGGGCACGCCGAGCAGGCACCGGGGCCAGACGCACCCCUCUGCGAUCAAGCAGUCCUUUGCGUAAAAGGGUAAAUUAAACGUGCUUUCCUUUGCAAUAAAA
Molecule: messenger RNA, 3042 nt
Organism: Tyto alba (common barn owl)
Lineage: Eukaryota; Metazoa; Chordata; Aves; Strigiformes; Tytonidae
Gene: NOX1
Product: NADPH oxidase 1
Exons: 13
Coding region: 616-2598 (660 amino acids)
Biological process (GO): superoxide anion generation; defense response
Cellular component (GO): NADPH oxidase complex; plasma membrane
Molecular function (GO): superoxide-generating NAD(P)H oxidase activity
Source: RefSeq, a predicted model, not a curated record